This is a messenger RNA of Aspergillus welwitschiae, 673 nucleotides long. RefSeq lists its product as uncharacterized. The record is from RefSeq and is a predicted model, not a curated record. The coding region runs from base 59 to 286 and encodes 75 amino acids. The transcript has a single exon. NCBI's taxonomy places the organism in Eukaryota, Fungi, Ascomycota, Eurotiomycetes, Eurotiales, Aspergillaceae.
UAGUGUCGACGCCCAGUAAUGACAAUUCAGCCAGACAGCAUCUCUCAUUGAGCUGAAGAUGGCUUCUCUCUGUGUUGGCUAUCUAUCACUACCAGGGUUUGAAAUAUUCCUGCCAGACGAGUCCGUUGCAGACCUCAUAAGCACUGGAUAUUACGCAGUUCUUGACUACGCAGUCUGCUUCUGGUCUUCCCGUUUUCAGGAAUGCCUCAAGCACGCCAUAGAUCAGAAGGAUGGUAUGAUAUUAAUUGAGGUUCUUUCAAAUUUCUUAGAGUCGCAGUACCGAUAGCCCCUGAAAGAAAUCAACAUUUCAUCCUCUGCACACGAGUUAAAAAGGCGAAUCGAAAAACAUGGAGAGUAGUCUGCUUCUGAGAAAUUCCUGAACGGUUUCGUCUCUACGCAGAAUCAGAUCGGCUGUUACACUCAGAACGCCGCCAUUAAUGAAUGUCUCGAUAUACCCGACGUUAUUUCGCGCAUCAGAGACAAUAUAGAGAGAGCUGUUUCAGAGAACGUGGGCAGUGAGAGAACUGACUCGAGAGUACUGUACUCUUCCUAUGGUCAUAUAAGUGCCCUAGGAUGAGUUGUGAGUUCUUCUAUCGAGGCUUCGAGACUCCCCAGCAAAGAGAAUCUCAUAUGAACAAGCACGACAGGCCUUUUGGAUGCUCCUUUCCUCAAU